Spathaspora passalidarum NRRL Y-27907 is the source of this 690-nucleotide messenger RNA. RefSeq lists its product as uncharacterized. The record is from RefSeq and is a predicted model, not a curated record. Bases 1 to 690 code for a protein of 229 amino acids. NCBI's taxonomy places the organism in Eukaryota, Fungi, Ascomycota, Pichiomycetes, Serinales, Debaryomycetaceae. The transcript has a single exon.
AUGGCCAACUCGCAAUCAUUAGCCGUGGGGCUCGCAGUUGGUAUCCCUUCGUUUUUAAUCAUAGUUGUUGUGGUUGUAUUUUGGUACCGUAAUAACAAGAAACAAACAAAAGAAGAUUUAGAAGUUGAUGCUAUUGACUUGGAAUUACGAGAAGAUCAAUCGUUCCGACAAUUCCAUGAAGAGUUGCAUCAACCAUAUGUCAAAGAAAAAGCCAGCAGCACAUUAAUAUAUGAAAAAGCUGUUGUUGAAUCGGGAUCUUCUGCUAGCGAAGUAAGUCCUAAUCAAACUAAACCUACUGCUUAUGACUUCUAUGAAACUUUUAUUCCCAUGUUACCACCAAACCAACCAUACACUAAUAACAACACUCAUAAAACCCAUACACCUCGAGCAUCAUCUACAGAUUUAAUUAAUGUUCCUACAAGUCCCGAUGUAUCCGUAAGUGAAACAUCUUCUACGAUUGAUAUAUUGGCUAAACAACUUCAUCAACCCGAGUUUUUCGAAAAAUUACCCAGUAAAGCUGCUAAAAUCCAAUUGAAACCAAGAAACCCCAUGGUACAAAGUAAUAAUUCAAGUACCGAUAUGAUCAAUAAUUAUUUGGUUAGUGAAACCAGAGGAAUUAAUGAUCAUUUCACUUAUGAAGCUACUGCCGUCGAUAUAGCGAACGAACGAAGAGAGCAAGGAAGUGAGUGA